AUGCCUGAACAUAGAUACGCUUUCCCUAAUCACAACUCUCCACUUGAUAGCUCACCAAUGUCAUUCAAAUCUGCUCCUGUUGAGCCUCCCAUGCCAGCUACAAUGACACCCUCGCCUCCUUUCCCGUCUCCUACUGGUGAACCAUUCUUAUCACGCUCAUUGCCUCCACUCGAGCCUCAACACUCUGCCAUUCCAUCUUAUUUAACUAAUCAACGACGAGGCUCGAUUACGGACCCAUCUCUCCACCUUUCUGUUCCCAAACCAGAAAUACCUAGACAAUAUUCGCAAACAGAUAUAAACUUUGCAUCCAACGCUCCAAUUUCACCUCCAAAUGAACGAAGAGGGUCAUUUGUAAUGGAUAACUACCCGGCUUCCCCCUCUUCAUCUCUUUCCCGACCGCCUUCGGUAAAGAGCGAGCAUUCAUUUCCACUAAUGGAUUCGAGGAAUAAGACCUUACCAUCAAUCAGUGCUAGCGCUAGCCCAAUCAGAGAUGGUUUUCCAGGGCCACUCAUGAACCCCGCAUUCCAAGCUCAAUUUGCACAGAGACGACACUCUAUUGCGGUCGGUGAAGUUGUAUCUCCAGCAACUAAGCGAAAGAGCUCACUUGGUGCUUCCGUGCUUUCCAACUCUAUCAGUGCUGAAGAUUAUGCUGGCAAACGAAGAGAUUCAAUGACUGAUCCGAUAUCAAGACUAUCGCUCUACGACCGUCGUAGCUCAUAUUCUGCCCCAUCUAGUCCGCCGGCACAACCAUCUCCGUUUGCUUCAUCGAGUAGUCCAAUGCCAAAGCUCAAUGUGCAUGAAGUCGAUAAUAGUCUACAGGCACAUGCAGAUGCGACUGGCUUACACCAUCCCUACGGAGAAAGCUCUUCUGAACUCCCGCCUCCUAACAACAUGUCUCAUCUCCAAGAUCAAACGGAUACUCAGGUUGCAUACCCUCCAUUCAAUCACCGUGUUUCACAAAUUGUACAUGAAGAUGUCAAUGGCGCCCCAAUAUUAGCUCGCAGAGCGUCUAUGCCUCAGAUGAGUCUUACUUCUCGAUUCAGCGAUCACAGUCAACAAGAGGCCACGCCUAUGGAUGUCGAUCGAUAUCGAUCUCAUGGCUAUGCCACUCAUAAUCAUGCCUAUCAUCCAUAUGCAUAUGAGUAUUCGGGAUAUAUUCCAACCACUCCAACCAUCAAAGAUACACCUUACUCUCGCUCACCCGAGUUGAGAAUUUCUCACAAGCUUGCCGAACGCAAAAGGAGAAAAGAGAUGAAGGAUUUGUUUGACGAAUUAAGGGAUUCAUUGCCGGUUGACAAGAGCUUAAAGACUAGCAAAUGGGAGAUUUUGAGUAAAGGUAUGUAA
Molecule: messenger RNA, 1344 nt
Organism: Paraglomus brasilianum
Lineage: Eukaryota; Fungi; Glomeromycota; Glomeromycetes; Paraglomerales; Paraglomeraceae
Source: the annotation of a GenBank genome assembly